AGAAUGCAAACUUCACCGAGCAAUGUGCACAGGAGGGGGAGGAUGCUUCUGGGACAGGCUCUUUCCAUGUGUGGCGGCAAAAUUUAGAAGCUUCCCCUUCAAGUGUCUGCUCGUACUCCCCUCCAGCCAGCCGAGCCCCUGGGGAGCACUUUCUGCAGAGCCCUCCCGUGCCCCAGGCUCUCGCUUCCUGGGGGAGUAGGGGGAGGCGCAGAUCCACAGGUCCCAUCCUGGGGCCGGCACCCAGGCGAUAGCUUUGGUGGCUUAGGUGGCGGUGCGCCCGGCCCAGCCCGGAAGGCCGAGGCCCUAGGGCUGCGCAGGCGGGACCGGCCCAGGCCGGUGUGGGGCGGCUGGGCCAGGGCGAGGACGGGCGGGGAGCUCCAGGGCGGGAGCAGCAGGGCUGCCCGGAUUCCGGUCGUGGUCUCAUCUGUCGCUGCUGCCACCAGGUUCCACACCCUCUGGAGCCAUGGCUGGUUUUUCUGGUUUGGUCUGUAGAGCAAUUUGCAUAUUUCCUUGAAGAACCCUCUGAAGUUUUACAGUCUGCCCUUGGGCUUACAGAGAGGGACACCCACACCCACAUUGGCUCUCAAGAAUUGGAAUGAAAGCCCCUUCAUUCUUCAGCAAGUGUGUUUGACGCAUGCCGUAGACUGAGCCAGAGGAAGCUAGGGGACUCCAUUUGCCUUGAGGCUUACAUCCUUUGUGUACACACAGGGGCUGGGAAUGGCCGCAUGGAACAGGUCACACCCAAGGCAGCCUGUGGCACCAGAGCCAGCUGCAGAAGGGGAUUCCCAGCAGCCCCUGGGCCGAGAGCUCUCGGAGGCCAACCGCUUCGCCUAUGCCGCCCUCUGUGGCAUCUCUCUGUCACAGCUGUUUCCAGAACCUGAGCAAAGCUCCUUCUGCAUAGAAUUUGUGACGGGCCUGGUGAAAUGGCUGCAUCUGUCUGAAACUGUCGUCCCAACCAUGACAGCCUUUGCCAGCGGCCUGGGAGGCGAAGGAGCUGACAUCUUUGCUCAGACUUUAUUGAAGGACCCCAUUCUGAAAGACAACCCAUCAGCAGUCAGUCAGGACCUCCUGGGCUUCUCACUCAAGGAUGGACAUUAUGAUGCCCGGGCCAGAGUACUCGUUUGUCAUGUGACCUCCCUGCUCCAGGUGCCCAUGGAGGAGCUGGAUCUUCUCGAAGAGGUAUUCCUGGAGAGCCUGAAGGACGCCAAGGAGGAGGAGUCUGAGACCGCAGAGGCAUCCCGGAAGAGGAAAGAAAAACGGAGGAAGUGGAAACGCUAUCUCCUGAUAGGCCUGGCCACAGUUGGAGGCGGGACAGUGAUUGGUGUGACUGGGGGGCUAGCUGCCCCACUUGUCGCUGCAGGAGCCGCAACCAUCAUAGGCAGUGCUGGGGCAGCCGCCUUGGGCUCAGUGGCUGGCAUCGCUGUUAUGACCUCGCUCUUUGGUGCAGCUGGAGCUGGCCUGACAGGAUACAAGAUGAAGAAGCGAGUCGGGGCCAUUGAGGAGUUCAUGUUCCUGCCCCUGACGGAAGGCAGGCAGCUACACAUCACCAUUGCUGUCACUGGCUGGCUCGGGUCCGGCAGAUACCGCACCUUUAAUGCCCCAUGGAUGGCCCUAGCCCGCAGCCAGGAGCAGUACUGCCUGGCCUGGGAGGCCAAGUACCUGAUGGAGUUGGGCAAUGCCCUUGAGACCAUCCUCAGUGGCCUCGCUAACAUGGUGGCCCAGGAGGCUCUCAAGUACACCGUGCUCUCUGGUAUCGUGGCAGCUCUAACCUGGCCGGCCUCGCUCCUCAGUGUUGCCAACGUCAUCGACAACCCCUGGGGGGUGUGUCUCCACCGGUCAGCAGAGGUCGGCAAGCACCUGGCACACAUCCUUCUCUCUCGGCAACAGGGCCGGAGACCUGUCACCUUGAUUGGAUUCAGCCUGGGAGCGAGAGUCAUCUACUUCUGUCUGCAGGAGAUGGCCCAGGAGCAGGAUUGCCAAGGGAUCAUCGAGGAUGUGGUCCUUCUGGGUGCACCAGUAGAAGGCGACCCCAAGCACUGGGAACCAUUCCGGAAUGUGGUGUCUGGGAGAAUUGUCAAUGGCUACUGCAGGGGAGACUGGCUCCUGAGCUUCGUGUACCGCACGUCUUCUGUGCAGCUCCGCGUCGCAGGCCUGCAGCCUGUGCUGCUGCAGGACCGGAGGAUGGAGAACGUGGACCUGUCCUCAGUGGUCAACGGCCACUUGGACUAUGCCAAGCAAAUGGAUGUCAUCCUGAAGACUGUGGGCAUCCGCACCAAGCCCGGCUGGGGUGAGAAGGGACUGCCACUGGCCCCUGGCAGCCUGCCCCAAGAAGUGUCACUCCAGACAGCCACAGUCUCUACAGAUGACACAAUCCACCAGGAUGGACAAAGCCAGAGACCUGCCUCGGGAGACAGUCUCAAAACCACCAUACCUUCCAGUGCCAGCCAAGCCCAGGAGCCAGCAGGGCUGGACCAGUCUACAGAGGACUCGCUCUUUCCUGCUACUGCUCCGGCAGAGGAACACCUGAUCUGCAGUCAUGGUGUGGGUCCCAAUCCACUGGGCUGCCCUGACUGUACCCAUGGGACCCAGGAGUCCUGUGCAGAACUGGACUGACCCAGCAGGUGUCUGGAUACCUCUCCAGACUGCUCUAUGCAACUUUCUCUAAGCCCUGCAGGCUUUCCAGAGAGCUGUGGAGGUGGGGGAUUUCCACAAGUGCCUUUCUUAAACAGAGAGGAGCUAGAACGGAAAGAGAGAAAACACUGGCUCUCUGAGGAAACACGGGCAGUAUGACCUCCCAGGUUAACCCAGCUCCAAACCAGUGUAGGCUCCCACCCUGCAGGUCCCAUCCAGAGGCCCCUAAAGUCACUGUGGGACUGGAGGUCCCCAAGCUUCCCUUUCUCCAGCCUCAGUGGACCCAAGUGUCUUCCAGAUCUUGCAUCUACUCUGCAGCACUGCCCACUGAUCCCAGGCUCCACCAGCGGGACGUUUUCGGGUGCCAAUGAGACACUUUGCUCCCUCUGCCCUUUGAAGGAGCAGAUCUGUCCAGGACAUUUAUGUGGGCUGGAUAACAGACAUAGAUGUGGCAUGUGUGGUAUGGAGGCCCAUGCUGAGUUUGUGAAACACGUGACCCUGGAUAGAAUUAUACCUAGAGAAAUAAAGGCAGAAUUCACAGUCAGCAUCUGGAGAACUGGGCCUUGGUGAGCGUGGAUUACAUGAGGAGGGACCAAUAAACACUGUUUGUCAC
Arvicanthis niloticus (Nile rat) is the source of this 3244-nucleotide messenger RNA. It is a transcript of the gene Tmco4, whose product is annotated as transmembrane and coiled-coil domains 4. The record is from RefSeq and is a predicted model, not a curated record. NCBI's taxonomy places the organism in Eukaryota, Metazoa, Chordata, Mammalia, Rodentia, Muridae.